Molecule: messenger RNA, 2115 nt
Organism: Cyphellophora europaea CBS 101466
Lineage: Eukaryota; Fungi; Ascomycota; Eurotiomycetes; Chaetothyriales; Cyphellophoraceae
Exons: 1
Coding region: 1-2115 (704 amino acids)
Biological process (GO): DNA-templated transcription; regulation of DNA-templated transcription
Cellular component (GO): nucleus
Molecular function (GO): zinc ion binding; transcription cis-regulatory region binding; DNA-binding transcription factor activity, RNA polymerase II-specific
Source: RefSeq, a predicted model, not a curated record
AUGAACGGCAGGGAACAGGAGUCUGUUUCGCCCCCGGAGAUGGAGGAGACUGGCAGACCGUCGAAGCGGCAGAGGCGUGCAACAGCAGCAGACGAGCUGUCAGGCGACGCCCGUGCAGGUCGUCAAAACAAAGCCUGCUCCAAUUGCCGCAAGCUGAAGGUGAAAUGCGACCCGGCCACCAACCAAAGCAGCUGCACCAGGUGUACACGACUCGGACUGGUCUGUCUGAGGGAGAAACGGUCGUGGACGACUAAUGCCGACGACGAUGCCUGGCAGACUCAGCUCACGUUGGUCAAGCUGGAACGCGCUCUCGAAGAUGUCCUGGAGAAGCUGCAUAUGCCCGCCCUUGACCUCUAUGUCCAGCCCUCGAUCGUCAAGCCUCACCAGGCGCCUCGGUCCACCAGGCACAAUUCCGAGGAGCCGGUCGAUACCCAGCGAGAUGUCUCACCGGCUCCGAUGAACAGCCUCAUCGAAGCAACACAACUCAACGGCCUACGCAGUCAGAUCCGACCUCUGAAACAGAGAAGGAAAGGCGGCGGUCGACGUAUGGACUCGGAUUUGAUCUCGGAGAAGCUUUUGACCCUCCAAGAGGCCGAUGAGAUGCUCGACCUGUUCAAGAGAUCUUUGUCGCCUCAUCUCUUUUCUGGUUCUAUUCCACGUGAUGCAACCAUCGAAUCGCUACGUCGGUCUUCGACCGUCCUCUUCACGGCUGUCAUCCUCGUGAGCGCGCUCCACAUGCCCGGCAAAGAAAUGCUGCACGAGCUGUGUCACAGGCGCUUCCUCGGCCUCGUUUCAUCUAUCAUGUUCGAUCGUUUCCAUUCUCUCGACGACAUCCGCGGACUCUGCAUCGCCGCAUUCUGGCAGCCCUACUUAAGCUGGAAGCUGUCUGGACUUAGUAUUCGCAUGGCCACAGAGCUCAAUCUGCACCACGCAUUCUAUGAAGCCUUCAAUGAGCCAAGCAUAAGCCCAGACGCCCGCAAAGAAGCGUUGGAAAAGGCACGUCUCUGGUAUGUUCUCUAUGUUCUUGAUCACCAGUCGAGCAUCACAUACGGUCGACCGUCUAUUAUGACUGAGCUUCGACCUGUCAAAGAUCACCAGAUUCUGCUCAACUCUGAGUCAUGUACGCCUCCAGAUCGGAUGCUCAUCUCCCAGGUCACCAGCCUGGUUAUCCUGAGUAGAGCAUUUGAUCACUUUGGUCUGGAGCCGAAGCGCACCAUGGCUGGUGACGACGCCACGGUCAUGGGUCACAUGAGGUUCACCGAGGACAUGGAGGGAUGGCGUGACAAGUUCAUGAUGCUCGAGGAGCCGGACUCAGAAGCAGCGAGGUCUCUAUACAGGAGCGUAGAGCUUCACCAUCACUUCAGCAGCUUGGUGUUGAACUCGCUCGUUCUCCGAGGACGUCCGCUAGACAAGCUGUCCGAGCUCCCAGCUAGCUUGCGCCCGCUGGCCCUCAAGGCUGUCGAAGCUGCCCACGCUAUACUGCAGCAUUUCCUCGAUGAGCCUCGAUAUCGAGAUGAGAUCGUUGGGAUGCCUUUGUACCUCCACUCCAUGAUCGCCUUUGCCGCCGUGUUCCUCAUCAAGUUGUCUCCACGCUGGCAUGGGAUCGGCAUCACCAUAGAUGCAGCUCAACAGACAAUUCCACUGGUUGAAGAAGUCAUCAAGCUCCUUCAAGCCUGCAAAGCCGGAGCCAAUCACAUGGUGUACUCAAUGGCAAAGGGAUUUGAGCGCAUGCUCCGUCAGCUGAGAAGGAGUAAUCAAGUCAAUGGUCAGCAGCCCUCGCCAGUGCAGACUAUGCAAUGGCAUCAAGGGAACCAUUCGAAGGAUCACCAGACCGCUGGCAUUUCCAACAUGAUGUACACAGAGCCUAUGGGCCCGCAUGCCGACUACUACGGCUCAGCAAUGGCUGGCACGGCAGGGGAACUGCCACCGAACUAUGGCUCACCGAACACGACGACAUCCAGGUUGUCCCAGCAGCUUAAUUGGGGCUUCCAGGAUGAAGAGCUUUGGUCUGUCGGCAUGGGCUACGACCUGCUAGAGCCAGGUGGGCAGGGGCUCGCCAGUAUGGAUUUCCCCUUCCAAAUGUCUUCCUACAGUGAUACUCUACCGAUGCUUUAA